Messenger RNA from Biomphalaria glabrata, 1920 nucleotides. RefSeq names its product chemokine XC receptor 1-like. The transcript has 6 exons. The record is from RefSeq and is a predicted model, not a curated record. The coding region runs from base 530 to 1486 and encodes 318 amino acids. NCBI's taxonomy places the organism in Eukaryota, Metazoa, Mollusca, Gastropoda, Planorbidae. Gene Ontology annotation, molecular function: G protein-coupled receptor activity. Gene Ontology annotation, biological process: G protein-coupled receptor signaling pathway. Gene Ontology annotation, cellular component: membrane.
CUACGGACCUGUCUCUUGGUUGUUGGCUGACGAAGAUCCAUAAUCCGUUGUCGCAGUUCAGAAAAAUAAUUGUGUGUUCCUUGUGAGGGGUGUUUUUGUCAGCUCCAUUUGAAAAGAGGCGGGUUUCGUUUCAAGUGCAUUAAACAAGAGUCGAAGUCAAAAAUAAUUGUGUGUUCCUUGUGAGGGGUGUUUUUGUCAGCUCCAUUUGAAAAGAGGCGGGUUUCGUUUCAAGUGCAUUAAACAAGAGUCGAAGUCAAAAAUAAUUGUGUGUUCCUUGUAAGGGGUGUUUUUGUCAGCUCCAUUUAAAAAGAGGCGGGUUUCGUUUCAAGUGCAUUAAACAAGAGUCGAAGUCAAAAAUAAUUGUGUGUUCCUUGUGAGGGGUGUUUUUGUCAGCUCCAUUUGAAAAGAGGCGGGUUUCGUUUCAAGUGCAUUAAACAAGAGUCGAAGUCGUCAAUUUUUGAAUAAAGAAAUAGCUGAUAGCAACAACAGCCUCAAAAAUUCGAAAACAUUGUGCCUAAAAUUUCUAAUAAUGAAUUCUAAUAUAAUUCAGUCUGAGCAAAACUUUAGCGAUGCUGUUAACGGAACGUAUUGUAGCGCUUGUGCUUAUGUAAAAUGGAUAUCCCUUAUCAGUCUAUUCAUCAUUUAUGUUAUUAUAAUUUUUUUAAAUUUAUUUUUUUUGUUCAUUUUCUUGGUCACUAAAGAGCUUAAACAUUUCUACAAUCUCUUUGUAUUAUCAUUAGCUUUAAAUGAUUUACUGUUUUCUCUUUUGAAUUUCACUAAGCUUUUUUAUAUUGAAAAUUAUUUACUAGUUGAGCUAACGACUUUAACAUUACGAUAUAUUAAUUACUAUAGUAUUUUGUUAAUAAGUCUUGAACGCUGGCUCCACAUAGUCAUGCCGUUAGUAUAUAAAAAACUUUAUAGAAAAAGAAUUUUUGUAAUUUUAUUAUUGAUUAGUUAUAUUACUGCUCUCAUGAUGAGCAUUCCAUGUUUAAUCAGUCAUAUUACAUAUAAAAACUGCCAGGCAUAUUUGUUUCCUUCUCUGCAUGUCAUUAUUCUAAUCGUGUUGUUUAUCAUAUAUUGUCAAAUUUUUUCUUCUCUUCAAUUACACUACACUAACACAGCUAACAUUCGUCGACAUUUAUCAGCAAUUAAAAGAAACAAAAUGAAGCAUAAGUCAAUAAAAUUUAUUUUAGUAGUAUGUUUUGUUAACGUAGGGCUUCUAACACCUUACUGUUUUUCUACUGCAUUUACAUAUCUUUAUGUUAAUUUAAAUCAGGAAACCGUUUUGGCUGUACUUCUUAUUAGAAAGUUUUCCGAUGCAUUUGUUCAUUUGUCAAACUUUCUUGUGUAUAUUUGGAAAUGCCCAUAUUUCACAAAAACCAUUAAAGUAAAAUAUUAUGAACUUAAGUCUCUUUGUUUUAAUCAAGUUUCAGAUGACAUACAAAACAGAACUAUUAGAAACCAAGACCGUCAAACACAUUUUUAAAAUUCAACGUUAAUCAAACUUAAUAUGUGAUACCAACAGACAUAUCUGGACAAAUAUUCUUUUUGCAUUAACUGAAGAUAGCAUGAACACCCCAUCCCACCCCCAACCGAAAAUAUUGUGUAUACAUGUCUUUAAUGUUAAAUGAAUGUCACCAUUGCAGUGUUUUCCCUUAUAUUAAAUGCAUAUAUAUAUUAAGAUUGUUAGAAAUGAGUGAAACAGAAGAGAAAGUUGAGUGAAAUAAAGAUCUAUGUUUGAUUUUCAAGUACUGAAAGCAUUUUUUUUAUUCUGUUGUUUUUGUUUUCGUUAUGAAUUGAAAUAUAUGCUCUUAAAUCAUUGAACCUCUUUCAAUCCAUCUGUUUACUACAUUCCACAUUGAAUUUUUAAGCUAUAAAGCUAUAUAUUUGUUCAAUAAAGCUAUGUAUUAUGUUCAAUAA